AUGAGCAAGAGGAGGAGGAACACAAGGAUGAAGCUGGAGCAGUCCUUGCCUCUCCUGGCACUGCUGCUGUGUGCGGCUGGCACUGCAGCUCAGGAGGAUGAAGACGAAGCACCAAAGGAAUUCCUGGUGGAGAUUUCUGGAACCACAGUGACAAUCACAUGUCCCUCGACUGACAACAAUAUAGAGUGGAAGUUAAGUGGGACAAAAAAAGAAAGCAAGGAGAGGAAAUAUGUUAUAGAGAAUCACGACAGCACUCCUGCCACCGUGACGUGUCUGUCAGAUUCUGGGAACUAUGAAAUGUACCUGAAUGCCAAAGUGUGUGCGAACUGCGAGGAGCUGGACGCCUUGGCAGUGACAGGGAUCAUCACUGCAGAUCUUCUCAUCACCCUCGGGGUGCUGAUUCUGGUGUAUUACUUCAGCAAAAACAGGAAGGGGGGAGCGAGCGCUAGCGCCGGCAGUCGGCCACGAGGUCAGAAGAUGCAGCGUCCUCCUCCUGUUCCAAACCCAGACUAUGAGCCCAUCCGGAAAGGCCAGCGGGAAGUGUAUGCAGGCCUGGAAUCCAGGGGCUUCUGA
Merops nubicus (carmine bee-eater) is the source of this 573-nucleotide messenger RNA. It is a transcript of the gene CD3E, whose product is annotated as CD3e molecule, epsilon (CD3-TCR complex). Gene Ontology annotation, cellular component: membrane; alpha-beta T cell receptor complex; external side of plasma membrane. Bases 1 to 573 code for a protein of 190 amino acids. Gene Ontology annotation, biological process: cell surface receptor signaling pathway; positive thymic T cell selection. The transcript is spliced from 7 exons. NCBI's taxonomy places the organism in Eukaryota, Metazoa, Chordata, Aves, Coraciiformes, Meropidae. Gene Ontology annotation, molecular function: transmembrane signaling receptor activity. The record is from RefSeq and is a predicted model, not a curated record.